Solanum stenotomum is the source of this 4542-nucleotide messenger RNA. Its product is annotated as putative disease resistance RPP13-like protein 1. Gene Ontology annotation, molecular function: protein binding; ADP binding. Gene Ontology annotation, biological process: defense response to other organism. The transcript has 3 exons. Bases 204 to 3992 code for a protein of 1262 amino acids. The record is from RefSeq and is a predicted model, not a curated record. NCBI's taxonomy places the organism in Eukaryota, Viridiplantae, Streptophyta, Magnoliopsida, Solanales, Solanaceae.
UAAGUACCCUUCCUCUCUUGCUUCAAUUAUUGAAUUCCAGACUGGCAGACUCCAUAAUUUUUUGCUACUCUUUUUUUUCUGUGGCUGUGAGCUGCAGACUGUAGAUAAAACAUAGUUAUACCAAUUACAAGCAAAAGAGAGGGAGAGAAAUCAUUCUUGAUUACAUAUCACUCUUAGCUCUUGGCAUUCAACAGAUUUCAGAAAUGGAGAUUGGGUUAGCAGUUGGUGGUGCAUUUCUCUCUUCAGCUUUGAAUGUUCUCUUUGAUAGGCUUGCUCCUCACGGUGAUCUGCUCAACAUGUUUCGGAAGCAUACAGAUGAUGUUCAGCUCUUUGAGAAGCUGGGGGACAUUUUGCUUGGUCUUCAAAUUGUGCUAAGUGAUGCAGAGAAUAAGAAAGCAUCAAAUCAAUUUGUGAGCCAGUGGUUAAAUAAGCUUCAGAGUGCGGUGGAAAGUGCCGAAAACUUGAUAGAAGAAGUCAAUUAUGAAGCUUUGAGGCUUAAGGUGGAAGGCCAGCAUCAAAUUGUUGCAGAAACAAGCAACAAGCAAGUAAGUGAUCUCAACCUGUGCUUGAGUGAUGAUUUCUUUCUUAACAUAAAGAAGAAGUUGGAAGACACUAUUAAAAAACUGGAGGUGUUGGAAAAGCAAAUUGGUCGCCUUGGCUUAAAGGAGCAUUUUGUUUCGACGAAACAAGAAACUAGAACACCUUCAACUUCUUUGGUUGAUGAUGUUGGUAUCAUUGGAAGGCAGAAUGAAAUAGAGAAUUUGAUUGGACGUUUAUUGUCUAAGGAUACAAAGGGAAAAAAUCUGGCUGUAGUUCCUAUUGUUGGAAUGGGCGGCCUGGGUAAGACAACACUUGCUAAAGCGGUUUACAAUGAUGAGAGGGUGAAGAACCAUUUUGGUUUGAAAGCUUGGUAUUGUGUUUCUGAGCCAUAUGAUGCUUUGAGAAUAACGAAAGGGUUACUUCAAGAAAUUGGCAAAUUUGACUCAAAGGAUGUCCACAACAAUCUUAAUCAGCUUCAAGUCAAAUUGAAGGAAAGUUUGAAGGGAAAGAAGUUCCUUAUUGUUUUGGAUGAUGUGUGGAAUAACAACUAUAAUAAGUGGGUUGAAUUGAAAAAUGUUUUUGUACAAGGAGAUAUAGGAAGUAAGAUCAUUGUGACGACACGCAAAGAGAGUGUUGCCUUGAUGAUGGGAAAUAAGAAAGUUAGCAUGGACAAUUUGUCUACUGAAGCCUCUUGGUCUUUAUUUAAAAGGCAUGCAUUUGAAAACAUGGAUCCUAUGGGACAUCCGGAACUUGAAGAGGUCGGUAAACAAAUUGCAGAUAAGUGCAAAGGACUGCCCUUAGCUCUGAAGACGCUCGCUGGCAUGUUACGCUCCAAAUCAGAGGUUGAAGAGUGGAAACGUAUUUUGAGAAGUGAAAUAUGGGAGCUGCCAGACAAUGACAUAUUACCAGCGCUGAUGUUGAGCUACAAUGAUCUUCCCGUACAUUUAAAGCGAUGUUUUUCCUAUUGUGCAAUAUUUCCUAAAGAUUAUCCAUUUAGGAAAGAACAAGUUAUUCAUCUGUGGAUUGCUAAUGGUAUCGUACCAAAGGACGAUGAGAUAAUUCAAGAUUCAGGCAACCAGUACUUUCUCGAAUUGAGAUCAAGAUCAUUAUUCGAAAAGGUCCCAAAUCCUUCUAAAAGGAACAUAGAGGAACUAUUCUUAAUGCAUCACCUUGUCAAUGAUUUAGCCCAAAUUGCAUCUUCAAAACUUUGUAUCAGGUUGGAAGAGAGCAAUGGAUCUGAUAUGUUGGAAAAAAGUCGGCACUUAUCUUAUUCAAUGGGACGAGGUGGUGACUUUGAGAAGUUGACACCCCUCUACAAAUUGGAGCAGCUGAGGACAUUGCUUCCGACAUGUAUUAGUGUCAAUAAUUGUUAUCACCCUCUAAGCAAGAGGGUGCAGCUUAACAUACUGCCUAGACUAAGAUCCUUGAGGGUACUAUCAUUGUCUCAUUACAAUAUUAAGGAGUUGCCAAAUGACUUGUUUAUCGAAUUAAAGCUCCUGAGAUUUUUGGAUAUUUCUCAGACAGAGAUUAAAAGGUUGCCAGAUUCCAUUUGUGUGUUGUAUAACUUAGAGACACUUCUCCUGUCAUCUUGUGCUGAACUUGAGGAGCUACCGCUGCAGAUGGAGAAGUUGAUUAACUUGCGUCAUCUUGACAUAAGCAACACUUCUCUCUUGAAGAUGCCGCUACAUCUGAGCAAGUUGAAAAGCCUCCAAGUGUUAGUGGGAGCCAAGUUUCUUUUGAGUGGUUGGGGAAUGGAAGAUUUGGGUGAAGCACAGAACUUGUAUGGAUCUCUAUCAGUUGUAGAGUUGCAAAAUGUGGUUGAUAGAAGGGAAGCUGUGAAGGCAAAGAUGAGGGAGAAGAAUCAUGUUGACAAGUUAUCACUGGAGUGGAGUGAAAGUAGUAGUGCCGACAAUUCACAAACUGAAAGAGACAUUCUUGAUGAGCUUAGCCCACAUAAAAACAUAAAAGAAGUCAAAAUAACCGGAUAUAGAGGGACAAAAUUUCCAAAUUGGCUAGCUGAUCCUUUGUUUCUUAAGCUAGUACAGUUGUCUGUUGUUAACUGUAAGAACUGUUCUUCCUUGCCAUCACUAGGACAACUCCCUUGUUUGAAAUUCCUUUUGAUUAGAGGGAUGCAUGGACUAACAGAGGUGUCAGAAGAAUUCUAUGGUAGUUUGUCCUCCAAAAAGCCUUUUAACUCUCUUGUGGAGCUUAGAUUUGAAGAUAUGCCGAAGUGGAAGCAAUGGCACGUACUAGGAAGUGGAGAGUUCGCUACACUUGAGAAGCUUUUCAUUAUAAAUUGCCCUGAACUCAGUCUGGAGACACCCAUCCAACUUUCAUGUUUAAAAAGGUUUCAAGUUAUUGGUUGUCCAAAGGUUUUUGAUGAUGCUCAAGUGUUUAGAUCCCAACUUGAGGGAACGAAGGAGAUUGAGGAAUUAGAUAUUAUUGAUUGUAACUCUGUUACCUCCUUUCCUUUUAGCAUACUGCCCACUACCUCGAAGAUAAUAGAGAUAAGAGGUUGCAAGAAAUUGAAAUUGGAGGUGCCAGUUGGUGAGAUGUUUCUGGAGGUUUUGAGUCUGGAAGGAUGUGAUUGUAUAUCACCUGAGUUGCUCCCAACAGCACGCACAUUGAAUGUAUCUAAUUGCCACAACCUUACUAGGUUUUUGAUUCCUACUGCCACUGUAAGUCUCGAUAUUUGGAAUUGUGAGAAUGUUGAAAUACUUUCGGUGGCAUGUGGGGGGACCCAGAUGACGUCACUGACGAUUUAUGGCUGUAAUAAGCUGAAGUGUCUGCCAGAACGUAUGCAGGAACUCCUUCCAUCUCUUAAGGUACUGCGUCUGUGGGAUUGUCCAGAAAUAGAGUCCUUUCCUGAAGGAGGAUUGCCCUUCAAUUUACAACUCCUUCUGAUCAGCGAGUGCAAGAAACUGGUGAACGGCCGAAAGGAGUGGCGUUUACAGAGACUCCCCUGUCUCAACUGGUUAGAUAUCGAACAUGAUGGCAGUGACGAAGAGGUUGUUGGUGGUGAGAAUUGGGAGUUGCCUUCCUCUAUUCAAACACUUAGAAUAGACAACGUGAAAACAUUAAGCAGCCAACAUCUCAAAAGCCUCACCUCUCUUCAAUAUCUAUGUAUUGUGGGUAAUUUACCUCAAAUUCAGUCAAUGCUGGAACAAGGCCAGUUUUCGCACCUCACUUCGCUUCAAAGUCUACAAAUCAGGAAUUUCCCUAAUCUCCAAUCACUUCCUGAAUCAGCACUGCCCUCCUCCCUCUCUCAGCUGACCAUCUAUGGUUGCCCUAAGCUCCAAUCCCUUCCAGUAAAUGGGAUGCCCUCUUCCCUCUCUAAACUAGAUAUUUCCAAAUGUCCAUUGCUCAGACCACUACUAGAAUUUGACAAGGGAGAAUACUGGCCAAAUAUUGCUCAAUUUCCCAUCAUAGACAUCGAUGAUGAAUGCAUGUGAUGAUUAAAACGAAUGGCUCUUCAACAGAUCUGUGGAUUUUGAAGGGUGAGUACGACAAGUCUGGUCCAUCCAUUGUCCACAAGAAGUGCUUCUAAGGUGUUGCUGCUAUUUUUUACAUCUGUUCACGAUUUAUUUUUUAUUUUUUUGUUCUUUCCGCUAAAGCUAUUAUGUCAUCCACAGUGAACUCAGGUCUGCUGUUAUAGGCAAGUCUUCGAGAUGGGGCUAUACUGCUGAUACUAUUUCAUGUUUCCAGUGCAAGCCUCUUUUGUAAGUAGACAAACUCGAUUUGUAAAUAUGUUUGGGACUCAACUAGUGGUUAGAGUACUCAUUUUGUAAGAUUUGUGUGCGGAAAAUCACAUUAGAAAGAUAACUCGUGAUGAUUGAAUAAGCUCGAAGAAGUGGAUUUGAAUUUCAAAUCGUGUCUUUUUUUCUGUGUGUGUGAGAAAUUUGAAGUGUUGUUUAGAUUUGUUGGAAUAGUCUAAAGAGAUUGUCUCUAUAAAAUUUGAAGUCAUUUGAUGGAGAUUUGAUUAGAUGAUUUUGAACAACAAUU